GGUAUAUCUUAUCGAUAGCUCCGCGGUCACACUCCUGCGUUUACGUGUUUAUUUUGGCUUUAGUUUUGUUUAUCACUGAAAUUAAUAAAAUAUGACAAAUCUGCAGCGCUGGCUGUUCUACGCCUCCCUCUUUGCGGUGCCCUACCUUUCGAUUGUCUUGGGAGCAGUGCACACGCAACUUACCAGCAAGUACCUCCUGCAUAUUCAGCUCCUGCCUCUGGUACUCCUCGUGAUUUUCGGCAUCUAUUCCGUUUGGACUGUUCUGUACAGAACGCUCACUUUUAACGACUGCCCCGAGGCCGCCAAGGAGCUUCAGGACGAAAUUCUGGAGGCUCGCAAGGACUUGAUCGCCAAGGGAUUUCGGUUUCGUGAUUAGGGAGCGUGAUCGCAAGCUCCCAGGACCUGUGCAUGUUAAUCUGUAAUUCCAUUAUUUAUAAAAACUCAAGCAAAUGUA
Molecule: messenger RNA, 454 nt
Organism: Drosophila biarmipes
Lineage: Eukaryota; Metazoa; Arthropoda; Insecta; Diptera; Drosophilidae
Gene: Dpm3
Product: dolichol-phosphate mannosyltransferase subunit 3
Exons: 2
Coding region: 92-376 (94 amino acids)
Biological process (GO): GPI anchor biosynthetic process
Cellular component (GO): endoplasmic reticulum membrane; dolichol-phosphate-mannose synthase complex
Source: RefSeq, a predicted model, not a curated record